AAGAUCAGGUUGAGUCGUGCCUUCGGUCUCCAGGGCUUAGUCCUAGCUCGCAAGAGCAGAUGAAAUCAAGGGAAGGAGAAAAACUAAAUUGGAAGCAGAUUUUAUGAAGGAGGGGCUUACAUUGUAGGACAUGGAAGAAGAGAGAAAGAGGGGAAAUUGAACAAAUCAGUGUUCGUCUCUCCCCCCCCCCUUUUUUUUUUCCUUCUUAUGUUGAUCCAAAUAUUUGUUUGUUCUAGGAAAAUGAAUCUCUUUCUCUGUUGCGGGUGGUUUUUCUAACCAACUGUUUAUACCCAAGUAAAAGGACUCGGGGUUCAGCUUGGGCUCUUGGCAUAGGGAGAAUGCCAUGAGCUGAAAUCUGGGGGAUUAAUCUCCGAACAAAGCAGCUCGACUUCCCAUCCUCCUGUUUGGACGCUUGGCUCUUGAAUCGAAUUGACGCCCGGAUUGCAUACUUGACAUUUCGUGUGGCUAGCCUGUGGGUUUCUUUAUUUACCAGUUAGAUUGGUAGCCCCUCCAGGACUGCUCUGUUCGUUUUUAUCCCCAUCACAACGACCCUGUGAGACCUGGAAGCCGACACUCUUCCUGGCUAUUGCUCGCUUACUCUUGGGGACCCCCCACCCUACGCCUCUCCUCUGGGCAUCCCAUGUCCUCUGCACCUUGGCGGGGGCCGUGCUGGCAUGCACUCUCCUCCGCCCCGCCCUGCCGACUUGGAUGGUGACACCUUUGAGAGCCAGCCAGCCCGGCGAGUACGACUGGGAGGGUCCCGGGUGCUCGAGUGCCCCAGCAUCCAGAUCACCACCAUUUCUCCGGGUCGGCGGACGGACGAUGAUGACUGGGAUUCUUCUCCUCGUGACUAUCUCUUGCUGGAGGCUUUUGGGGGUUACCGCGAAGCUGCCCCAUCUUCCGGAUUCUUCACCCCAAGUCCUGCUAGCAGUGGAAGUGUCUCCCCAUGGAGUUUUUUUUCAGACGAUGAGGCCCCUGCUGGGGAUGAUGUGGAACAUGAGUUAAAUGAGGCUGCAGCUCGCUUUGCCCUUAGCUCUCCCUUGGGCUCGCCCCGAGCAUCUCCCAAGCCGUGGUCAUCUGCUGAGGAAUCAUGGCCAUCUUACAGCACCAGCUACUCUCCAAGCCGGGGGACUGAGGACACGUGGAUGCUCCUUGGCCCUCGACCAGCUUCCCCCUGUGGCAAGAGGCGCUACUCCAGCUCUGAGACGCAUUCUUCCGUGUCUCCCUGCCUGUCCCGGAGGGGCAGCCUUGGUGAGGAGGCUCCUGGGGAGGCCUUGGAAUCGGGCAACGAUGUGGCCCCGUUUAACUGCCCCACCGCCCGGCUGGUGGAAAGCAUUCCUCAAAAAGCUCGCAAGACCUCAACUGAGCAGACCGUGGCAUUGACCCGGAAGGAGGAAGGGAGCUGCAAUGGAGAAGAUGUGGGUGGUGGCCCCAUGGGCAGCGGGGGACUUGGGAUGGCACGCAAAGAAGGGAUGGAUUAUCUGGCUGUGCCAUCCCCCUUGGCCUGGUCCAAGGCUCGUAUUGGAGGUCACAGUCCUCUCUUCAGAUCUUCUGCUCUUCCACCUCUGGACUGGCCUCUCCCCAGUCAGUAUGAGCAGUACGAACUGAAGAUUGAAGUGCAGCCUCGAACUCAUCACCGGGCCCACUAUGAGACGGAGGGCAGCAGGGGUGCUGUGAAAGCCACCCCAGGAGGACAUCCUGUGGUGAAGCUUUUAGGGUACGAUGAAAAACCCCUGACCUUACAAAUGUUCAUCGGCACAGCAGAUGAGCGAAACCUACGUCCGCAUGCUUUCUACCAGGUGCAUCGCAUCACUGGGAAAAUGGUGGCCACCACUAGUUACGAAUCUAUCAUUGGUGGAACCAAAGUUCUUGAGAUGUCCCUACUGCCUGAGAACAACAUGGCAGCCAACAUCGACUGUGCAGGGAUCCUAAAACUGCGUAAUUCAGACAUUGAGCUGCGCAAGGGUGAGACAGACAUCGGGCGCAAAAACACGCGGGUGCGGCUGGUUUUUCGGGUCCAUGUCCCACAAGGAAAUGGCAAAGUGGUCUCCAUCCAGACGGCUUCUGUGCCCAUUGAAUGUUCCCAGCGCUCAGCUCAAGAACUUCCGCAAGUGGAACAUUACAGUCUUAGCGCCUGCUCGGUGCAUGGGGGUGAGGAGAUGGUAAUCAGCGGAGCCAACUUUCUGCCCGAAUCAAAGGUUGUUUUCAUUGAACGAGGCCCUGAUGGAAAACUCCAGUGGGAAGAGGAGGCAAAUGUUAAUCGCCUGAAAAGCACAGAGGCUUUGCUGACCCUCACCGUUCCUGAAUACAGCAACAAGAGAGUUUCACGGCCCGUUCAGACGUACUUCUAUAUUUCCAAUGGGCGCCGGAAAAGGAGUCCAGCUCAAGGUUUCAAAUAUUUACCUGUGAUCUUCAAGGAAGAACCACUUCCAGAUUCCACACCCCAUACGUUCCCGCGCAUCGCUCCAAAUGCUCCUUUCCCACUACCGUCAGCCCAAGGGGCCAUGGAUUUCUCCCCUUCCAGACCACCCUUCCCUUACAGUCCUGAGCGCUCCCCACCUUGUUCCCCUUACGGUCCUGAUUGGAGCCCUUGCUCAUUCUCAACUCCGCCUCAUUACAGCCCAGCCUUCCGUUUCCCCCCCAGUGAGACCUAUGGGGGCGUUAACCUCUCUGUGCCCCGCCUCGCUCCUCCAAACCUGCCCCACCUUCACACUCUAGAUUGCCGCCCUCCACACUUCCAGCCCCCUAGUCCGCAACGCAGCCCUCACCCACCAGGACAGGGAGAAGCCCGCAGUGGGGAGAGGUCACCAGAAUGGACAGAUCCAGAACUUGGAUCCCAGGAGUUUAGCACCAAGGAACUGGAGAAAUCGGGGUUCAGCAGCAGCUUCCGGGAAACCUUGCCUAUCCAUGGGAUCACACUGGAAGAAGUUACCGAGAUCAUUGGCAGGGACUUAAAUGACUUUCCAGAGCCAUCCUGUGAAGGAGGACAGAGCUGAGAAGCUGCCAGAAUCCUCGGGUUCAUAAAGCUUCAAGAAGGCUGGAGGACAACCCAGAGGAAGUGAAGAUGGCCAAGAUCACGGGAGCAACAGCUGGGACAGCUUCUGAGGACUUUCAUAUUGAUGCAUUUGAAUCUGAGUUUCCUCCUCCUCCUUUCUUAUCUUCUGCCUGUGCUUUCUUUCAUUCUUCCAUUAAGGGCUUCAUACAACUCAAGGCAGAUUCCUCAUUAAAUCUUCUGCCCUCCUACUGUUUGCACUGAAGAGCUCACACCAUCGUUACUCCAAGAAUAGGGCACCUAUGGUCCUGCAGAAGUUGCUAAAUAGCAGUUCCCAGCAUCCAUAAUUUAUCGUGUUGGGAGAUUGGAUAUCAGUUGCUUCACCAUCUUCUACUCAGUGGCUGUCCUCUAUUGGUCCAUUCAUGUAUGUGAUACUCCAAGACAGAGUUUGGGCAAGGAGUGAGACUACCUAUUGAGUUAUCGUGGCCCCUGAAAGCCUUAGUCCUUUCUCUAUGUAUCUACUCAACAUUUACAUUUUGGGUAGCCCUAUGUCCUAUGAUAAUGGAUCCCAUGGACUAAUCUACUCAUAUGGCCAUCUAAGUAAGAAUCUCAAUUUCCCAUGGUAUUAUGUCUGUCUUAUGCAUCUGUUCAGACUUCUCUAUCGUGUUCAUCCUGUUUGUUUCCUCAAAACCAGCAAGAGGGUUGCCAUGCUAUCCACUUUGCCUUCUAUCUAAACUACCUCUCAUCCUUUCUGUAACAGAGAAGGCUUCAGACUUACAGUAUUCUCUGCCCCGCCCCACCCCAAUCUAGAUGGAUGAUGAUAUAGGAGAUCUCUCUCAAACCAUGGUGUUCAAACAGUGUUUGGUGAUCGUGAAACCCUCAUAGAUCUUGGUGCAUUCUCAUUGGAGGAUUCCACAAUGAAAUGAUCAGUAAAGAAGAUAAGUGUCCCUGAGCAUCCCAAAAGCCUAAAAUUCUUGAUCUUUGUAUAUGCUCUGGAAACCACAUUUGGUUGAUGCAGAGAAACAAAUCACAGUGGAUGGAUAAGUAUAGAUCUGUUUCAUUCCAUUUCUGCAUGUUCCCCAAGCUGUUCUGCUCCUAUGCAGAUUUUUAGGAAAUAGCCCAGGGAUUAAAUAAAUAAAAGUUUUAAAAAGUA
Molecule: messenger RNA, 4145 nt
Organism: Candoia aspera
Lineage: Eukaryota; Metazoa; Chordata; Lepidosauria; Squamata; Candoiidae
Gene: NFATC4
Product: nuclear factor of activated T cells 4
Exons: 10
Coding region: 675-2996 (773 amino acids)
Biological process (GO): regulation of transcription by RNA polymerase II; calcineurin-NFAT signaling cascade; cytokine production
Cellular component (GO): transcription regulator complex
Molecular function (GO): transcription factor binding; RNA polymerase II cis-regulatory region sequence-specific DNA binding; DNA-binding transcription factor activity, RNA polymerase II-specific
Source: RefSeq, a predicted model, not a curated record